This is a messenger RNA of Pyricularia grisea, 2278 nucleotides long. RefSeq lists its product as uncharacterized. Gene Ontology annotation, cellular component: nucleoplasm. Gene Ontology annotation, molecular function: N6-methyladenosine-containing RNA reader activity; mRNA binding. Bases 374 to 2278 code for a protein of 634 amino acids. The transcript is spliced from 5 exons. Gene Ontology annotation, biological process: mRNA splicing, via spliceosome; regulation of alternative mRNA splicing, via spliceosome. The record is from RefSeq and is a predicted model, not a curated record. Lineage: Eukaryota; Fungi; Ascomycota; Sordariomycetes; Magnaporthales; Pyriculariaceae.
UAUUAAUCUCUACCGCAAGAGAUUCUACCCGCCCCAAAAUCUAUCUACCUACGGGAAGCAUUAAGUUGGGUCCAGAGGCGAACAACGGCCUCGCACUUUCGAAUUGUCGCCGAGCAUUGCAUUUAUUCCACCUUUAGCCUUCUUUCGCGCCACAAUCCUAUAACGUAUACAGAUCCUCACUCAAGUCUUGCCAGUCACCCCGCUCAUUUUUCUUCAACCCAGCAAACGCCGGUUGUUGUUGUGAAGGCUUGGGCAAGAGGUCACCAUCGCGACUUGAUCCUCGGCGGGCAAGUUGCAAAGUGAAUUGGUUCCUCAACCUUUCCUUCUCCCUUCUCACAUUCAUUCUUGGCGUCCUUGUAUACCGACAUACCUAAUGGGUGAUGCUACUCUUCCUCCGGGCUCCGGGAAAGAGUUUACCCAGGUUCAGCAGCAGCACAGCAACUACAACAACCACCAGCAGCAACAUGCGUUCGCAUCCCAGUACGACAUGACACAGCAGCAACAACCCUUUGGUCGCGGCCUGUCAGGGCCAUACAACAUGGGUAUUAUGAUGCAUGCUCUCCCCCAUCCCAGCUACCGGCCAGGACAGCAGCAGCAACAUCAGUAUGGUAGUCCACCCAAUACCAACGGUAAUGCCCAGCCGAUGCCACAGGCUCAUGGCAACGGCACUAUGAGUUCCAUGCCAGUUCCUCAGUAUUAUAUGCAACAGCAGCAUGGUUUGCCGCCCCAGUAUUACGCCCAGCAAAUGCAGGGCUCGCCGCAGCAGCAGCAGCAGCAGCAUCAUCAUCAUCAGCGGGGCUCGAUGUCACCCAGAGCAAACAUGGCGCUCUAUCAGCAGCCACACACGCAAGGACAGCAAUAUUACUAUCCGCAGGGUGCUCAGUUUCAAAACCAUGGUCCAAUGUCACAGAACCCGAUGCUUGCAGGCCCGUACCCACUGGCAAGUCCUAUGCAACAUGCCGAUCCUCGCCUCGCUCAAAGUCAGGUGGGCGAUCAGAGAGACGGUGACAACACGGAACAGUCACAGCCCAGAGAUGGGGCUAGGUUUGAAGCGCAAUCCAACGUCGUUCGUGGUCCGCCUCGAAAGCCAAGACAAAGUGGACAUGCUAUCUGGAUUGGAAACUUACCACCGCAGACUGAUCUGAUGAGCCUAGUGUACCACGUGUGCAAGGAGGCGCCUGGAUUGGAGUCACUUUUCCUUAUAUCCAAGAGUAACUGUGCAUUCGCCAACUUCAAGGAUGAAGAAGCUUGCAUUUCGGCCCAACAAAAAAUCCACGACUCCAAGUUUCAGUCGGUCAGGCUUGUCAGCCGGCUGCGCAAGAGCACAGUUGAAGGGGCCACUGGGCUUACAGCUCCGACUGGACCGGCUGCAUCGGCCCCGCAGUCUAAUAUCUCUCAGGAGGUCAAGGGCGAUGCGGUGUCUGUGGUGACGACAACUGAGGAUGUGACAACAUCGUCAAAUGUUUCGUCUCCCAAGGUCGCCUCGCCAGCGCCUGUGGAGCCGGACCGAUCUGUGCCACAGAAGGAGAAGUACUUCAUUCUCAAGAGUUUGACUGUCGAAGACCUCGAACAAAGCAUCAAGACAGGGAUCUGGGCCACCCAGGCGCACAACGAGAAAGCUUUGAACAAGGCUUAUGAGACCGCUGAAUCUGUCUAUUUGAUUUUCUCGGCUAAUAAGUCUGGAGAAUAUUUUGGUUACGCUCGCAUGACAUCCCAAAUCAACGAAGACCCGGCAGCGGCGGUCGAGUUCGCGCCCAAGGCACAGGCGGCCAGCGACGUGGCGUUACCAAAGGCUAUACCGACCGAGGCUAAUGAAUACAUGCCAAAGGGCAGCAUAAUGGACGACUCGGAGCGGGGCACUAUAUUCUGGGAGGCCGACCCUCCCGAGGACGCCGAUGGGGUUGACAGCAACGAGACAACAACCACAGCAGCGGCCGACGACACGGUUAGCACCAAAAGCGGCGAGACAGGUGGUGUCGACUCCAAGGUAUGGGGGAAGCCAUUCCAGAUCGAAUGGCUGAGCGUUGCGCGGCUACCGUUCUAUCGUACCAGAGGCAUCAGGAACCCAUGGAACUCGAACAGAGAGGUGAAGAUUGCCAGGGAUGGGACGGAGCUUGAGCCCAGCGUUGGAAGAAAGUUGACUGGCCUCUUCACAUCGAGGGGAGUAGGCCAGAUGCAGCAGCAACACCAUCAACACCAACAGCAUCAUGUUAUGAACGGCGGUAUGCCGAUGCAGGGCGGCAUGGUUCAUGGGUAUCCGCCGAUGUAUGCACAAUAA